CGAGACCCCGUCCUCCCUCCUUAUUUUUUUUUCUUUUUCUCCCCCCACCCCCCGCCUUUCCCGGUGCGGAUUUUGAGAGAGGAAAGCGGGACCCUGUCCUCCCUCCUUUUUUGCUUCUUCAGCCCUCUUUCCCGGUGCGGAUUUUGAGAGAGGAAAGCGGGACACCGUCCUCCCUUCCUUUUUUCUUUCCUCCCCCCCCCCCCCGCCCCCCUUGUCCCGGUGCGGAUUUUGAGAGGGGCAAGCCGGACACCGUCCUCCCUCUCUUUUCUCCCCUUUCUCUCCGUCGUUUUCCCGGUGCGGAUCUCGAGAGGGGCCAGCGGGCCAGUGUCCUCCGUCGUUUUUCUCCCCCACCCCCUCCUCCUGCCCUGUCCCCCCCCCGUCUCCGAGAGAGAUGCGCUGCUCUCUGCUGAGCGUCGUCCUGACCCUGGAUCUGGUGACGGCGGCGCUGAGCCUGUCUACCUGCAGCACCCUCGACAUGGAUCAGUUCAUGCGCAAGCGGAUCGAGGCCAUCCGGGGGCAGAUCCUCAGCAAACUGAAGCUGACCAGCCCCCCCGAAGACUACCCCGAGCCGGAGGAGGUCCCCCCGGAGGUGGUGUCCAUCUACAACAGCACCCGGGACUUGCUGCAGGAGAAAGCCAACCAGAGGGCGGCCGCUUGCGAGAGGGAGCGCAGCGACGAGGAAUAUUACGCCAAAGAGGUCUACAAAAUCGACAUGCUGCCCUAUUUCCCCUCCGAAAAACACGGCGGCAGAAUUAGGGAACGUUCUUCCGACAAUGUGCGUCUGUCUGGAUACAGCGCAAUGCGAUGUUGGAAGAAACGGUUGUGCGCAUGUUUGCAGUGUCAGAAGCGGGAUUCCAUCCCAGCCACCUUUUACAGACCCUACUUCCGGAUUGUCAGAUUCGACGUCUCGGCCAUGGAGAAGAACGCCUCCAACCUGGUAAAGGCCGAGUUCCGGGUCUUCCGUUUGCAGAAUCCCAAGGCCCGGGUGUCUGAACAACGAAUAGAACUCUAUCAGAUUCUCAAGUCCAAAGAUUUAACUUCACCGACCCAGCGCUACAUUGAUAGCAAGGUUGUUAAAACACGUGCCGAAGGGGAAUGGCUCUCUUUCGAUGUCACCGACGCCGUGCAUGAAUGGCUACACCAUAAAGACAGGAACCUGGGAUUUAAGAUCAGUUUACACUGUCCCUGCUGCACCUUUGUACCAUCCAACAAUUACAUCAUCCCAAAUAAAAGUGAAGAACUAGAAGCAAGAUUUGCAGGUAUUGAUGGCUCCUUCACAUAUUCCAGUGGUGAUCUGAAAACUUUAAAGUCCGCUAGGAAAAAAAACAGUGGGAAGAGCCCACAUCUCCUGCUAAUGUUGUUACCCUCCUACAGACUUGAGUCGCAACAAUCCAGCCGGCGGAAGAAACGGGCUCUAGAUGCUGCCUAUUGCUUUAGAAAUGUUCAGGAUAAUUGCUGCCUGCGUCCACUUUACAUAGAUUUCAAGAGGGAUCUUGGUUGGAAAUGGAUCCAUGAACCUAAGGGCUAUAACGCCAAUUUCUGUGCAGGCGCCUGCCCGUAUCUAUGGAGUUCUGAUACUCAGCACAGCAGAGUACUCAGCUUAUAUAAUACCAUAAACCCAGAAGCUUCUGCAUCUCCUUGCUGUGUCUCCCAGGAUUUGGAACCCCUCACCAUCCUAUAUUACAUCGGCAAAACACCUAAAAUUGAACAGCUGUCCAAUAUGAUCGUAAAGUCUUGCAAAUGCAGCUAAAAAUCCCAGAAGUGGCACCAUAACGAUGAUAAUGUGCAUACCAAGAAAAGAGAGAGCCAAGUUUCAUCAGUGUUAAAACAAAUUUUUUUUUGAAAAAGCGGUACUAAGUGUGAACUGUUUGGAAGUUUGUUUUUCUGUCAAAACUGGCAUCCGAAGCCAAACGUCGAAGGUCUGAUCUUACAUUUCAUCCGCUCUGUUAGUGAGAUAGACAAGAAGCAAAACCUUUUUUUAAAAAAAAAAUAAACACUGGAAGAAUUUGUUAGUGUUAAUUAUGUGAAAGGAAAAAAACAGGAAAAUCCCAUUAAGUGGAGUUGCUGUAUGUACCUGACCCGUUGCCUCACUUGAUUUCUCUGUAUUGCUAUGCAAUAGUCUCCCUACCCAUACCUUUUAGUUGUAGAGUAACAGUGCAUUAUUUAUUUGUGUGUAACUAUACAAUGAAUAUUUCAUUGCCUUUGGGAAAGCAAAAAUAAAGGUGGACAAAGUGGAGACCAAAUCAACUGCCAGAAACGCGUAGAUGACUUAGGGAACUUGAACUCUAAAAGCAUCGUGCUAGUGAGAUGAAAUUAGAAGUCAGCUAUUACAUGACUAAAACAAUCUGCCUUGAGAAAACAACUUACUUUUUAAUGCCAGCUAUGUGAGGAGGCUUCUUGUAAGGUUUGGAAUCCUGAAAAGCUUACUAAUAAAGGAAUUGUUUCAGUCUGAAAGACAAGUCUUUAAGAUUUUUUUUUUUACUGUAAAUGGAUAAAAUGUCAGUUUAGUAAAACAGUGAAAUAUUUUGACAUGUACUGGUCUAAUCUUCAGACCUUAAUGUGUUGCUGUAUAGCUAUGCUAUGGGGAUUUCUUUUUUUUUUUUUUUGUGGGUUGGGGGGGAUAUAUAAAACAUACCUAUAGUAUUACAAUAGGUGGGUAGUAAAGCCAGCUUAAUUGGAAACAUAUCUGUAGAUCUCUAUUGUAAACUAUUAAAAAAACUGAAGUACUUUAUGUGUAAUGUGUAAAUUUUCACCAUAUUUUUGUAUUCUGUAAUACUGUCUACUUGGAUAAAUUUAAAUUUGAAUUUGGGGCUCUUUUUUUUCAGUCACACAGAAAGAACAAUGUGUUUCCCCGUAGCUGGCCAGUAGAAGUAGAGUCCCUAUAAUGUACUUUGACUUGCACUACAAAUACAUGUUUUAUACUAUUUGCUAUACAUGUGCUUUGUAUGUUGUUCAUCAUUAUGACAUAAGCUACCUGACUCCACUUGUCUUUUUUUUUUUCUUUUACAAAAAACGAGAGAUUCAGAUUCCCUAGUUUUCCUGCUUCUUCCCUGAUAAAGCUGGAAAUCGCUAAGCGGUUUGAAUUUCCAGUCUGAUUUUCUGGGGAAGAAGGAGUGCUAUGGACCAAUAGGUGGUCAAGACAACAUUUUUUUCGUUUGUUUGUUUGCUUUAAAAGAGGACUUUCGGAUCUGACUACAGCUAAGAACAUUUGUGGCUGGAUUUAGCAGGUUUCUUUAACUUAGUUUAAUUAACUUUGAUUAACUUGGUUUAAUCAGCAAUUCCACCAAUUCCACUUUUUUUUCCUUUUUCCCUUUUCUAAGGAGCCAAAGGCUCCUAGAAAGCAUCUUUGGCUUUAAUCAGAUUUUGAGUAUUCAGGGGAAAAUUUCAUUUGCAUUGUAUGUUGAAAAGGAAAAAAAACCAACAAAAAAACUCCAGCUCCAAAACCUAGACCAUGGUAGGGAUGACCAGUUCAGUUUAUCUCUCUGCAGUGACUUACUAGCAUUACUCUUCAAAUUCUCCAAGGGGAAAAGACCCAGCUCUUUACGACCGAUAAGCGAGCUACGUUUCAUCCUCUCAGUCUCUUGCACAACUGUUCCUCAAGGAAGGCCGCUUGCAAGGUCUGAGCCUACAGUUUUAUCUGCUAGAAAGGAUGAAUGAGCUCCCCUUUGUGCUGAGGUGUUUCGGACUCAUCGGCAUGUGGAAGAGGUCAGUGGCCACAGACUGCCGAGGCCAUUUAUUCCCUACCGGUGGCCAAAGCGAAAAUUUCGAUAAGCGGGAGGGGGAGAGACAAGGUAGGAUGAGGUGGGAAGCGCUUCUUUGUGUCUUUCGCUUUUCAAAGCUUGACCUCGUCCAGACGUUUAAUGCAAAAAACAGGUUCUGAAGCCCGAAAGUUCGAGAUGCAAGGACGUAGGAUGCCUGUGGUGGAACUAUACUUGAUAUGUGCUGGUUGCAGCACUGGGUCUGGGUUUGUGGUUAUUUUGUGUAUUUUUUUUUUCAUUUUUCUUGGAAAUCUGUGUAUAGUGCUUCUAUUUCCAUAGGGACUUUCCCACCAUAGGAUGAAGUUGUGUUUGUUCUGUUUUGUUUUUUCCUCAUGAAUGCACUGAUAAUAUUUUAAAUGCUCUAUUUUAAAUCUCAUGAAUCUUUUCAGUUGGGGAUCCCAUUAGACGUUUAUUUUCCUUUAGCGAAUAUGACAUGGGGAAGGGGGUGGCGGGGGAAAAGUAUUAACACUUGGGUGGAUUAGGACAGCAUUUUGCGGUGUUAAGCAGCAAUACUAUGAUAUGGACAGCAUGGUUUAAAAAUGGAACGUAAGAACAGCUGUUUUGUAUUUUAGUGACCGAUUACUCUGUAUUUUAACACGAUGUAUGUCUGUUUUUGUGGUGCUCUAGUGGUAAAUAAAUUAUUUCAAUUAUA
This is a messenger RNA of Ornithorhynchus anatinus (platypus), 4410 nucleotides long. It is a transcript of the gene TGFB2, whose product is annotated as transforming growth factor beta 2. The transcript has 8 exons. Gene Ontology annotation, biological process: transforming growth factor beta receptor signaling pathway; SMAD protein signal transduction; BMP signaling pathway. Gene Ontology annotation, cellular component: extracellular region. Gene Ontology annotation, molecular function: growth factor activity; cytokine activity; type II transforming growth factor beta receptor binding. Bases 392 to 1750 code for a protein of 452 amino acids. The record is from RefSeq and is a predicted model, not a curated record. NCBI's taxonomy places the organism in Eukaryota, Metazoa, Chordata, Mammalia, Monotremata, Ornithorhynchidae.